This is a messenger RNA of Mucor mucedo, 2733 nucleotides long. RefSeq names its product bacterial low temperature requirement A protein-domain-containing protein. The transcript is spliced from 11 exons. Bases 133 to 2469 code for a protein of 778 amino acids. NCBI's taxonomy places the organism in Eukaryota, Fungi, Mucoromycota, Mucoromycetes, Mucorales, Mucoraceae. The record is from RefSeq and is a predicted model, not a curated record.
ACUUCACUCUCUUUACCAACCUGUAAUAUCCUUAAAAAAAGAAACCGCUUUUUUAGCUUGUUUUUUAUACACACAUCCCUUUUAUACCAUUUAUUGUUACUAUUAUAGUAAUAAUAUCAAUAUACAUAAAUAAUGGCGCAUAAUAGAUAUCAGGGUCCCGUCUUUGGUGGCCGUAACGGUCGUAGACGAUCCUCUGCUGCAACUCAUGAAAUCUCUCACUAUGAUGCUGAGAAUCACAGUGGACUUUUUCAUAACCGAUCUAACCUUAGUGCUGUAGAUAGCCGGAUAUCCGAAACCUCUCAACGCAAUAUGGCGAACGACAGUUACAUGAGCAAUAACAACGCAUCAUCAAUAAGAUCCGCCUCUGUAAGAGGCCAACUUCAUGGUGAACACGGUGCACAUAUUACCCCAUAUCAUGAUCCGGCUGGAAAACCUCUUCGUAGACAUGGUACGGAAACCAUUGGUGAUUUAUUGUUGCAUCCAUUAAAGGAGUUACAAUUGCACCAAAAAAGAGUUGAUGCUUAUGAAGCUGAAAAAAACCAAUGGAACGAAAAACAUCCUGAAUCCAUCGCAUCUAAACAUGACAUUGUCAAUCUGGAAGAACCAAUCAUUGAAGUCAGGAAAAGACUGACUAUGCAUUUUAGACAUUUGGUGGGUGAACAAGAUUUUCAUUUCACGGAUGAGAUGCUUGCUGUGAUAACUGAGCCUCUUGAUCUGACUCCUGAAGAGCUGGAGAGAAUGAAAAAGUUUCACGAUACAGAUGAUUUAAUUGACUUUUUAGAACACACCAAAAGAGAUUAUUCCGUCAAGGUUCAUAAAACAGUUGCCUUUCGAGCUGAAUUAGCCCAAAAAAGAUGUGAAUUUGAAGACUCUUUCAACUCUUUUGAUUUGGGUGACAAGUCAUCUAGUUCAGGUUCUACCCAUAAAUCCUCAACAGACAAACAACCGAUUCAAAAGUCCGAUUCCGGAAACCUCACUGUCAGACCACGUCCUCAUAAAAACCACUCCCCCAGCGAUGUUAUUCUUGAUUUAAACGAGAAUGUUUACAUACAAAUACAAUUUAUUGAGAUCAAGAGAGAGCAUGAGGGCGACAAACAAAGACGUGCCUUCUUUUUGGUGCCUGAUCCAGAUUUGUCCGAUGAAAUUGGCGAAGAAACCUCCGCUACUUGGGUAGAACUGUUGGGCGAUGUAUUUUACGUUGGUUGGAUUACAAAUUUUACACAUUCAAUCCAUAUCUCGAGUCUUUCAAGUUUAGGAACUUAUGCAGCUUGGUUUGUUAUCAUGUGGUGGACUUGGUGUUCAAGCGCUUUAUAUUCAUCAAGAUACGAUCAUGGAGAUGUUGCACAUCAUAUCUACAAAAUUAUUGAAUUGUGUGGUCUGAUCAUCAUGGCAGGUUCAAGCGGCAAAGUAAAUUUUGAAGAGAGUCCCAGAAUGUUUAUUAUCGGCUACAUCAUCAUGAAAUCGGUUAUCGCAUUCGAGUACCUUGUUGUGUUUUCAGUAUCCCUCGGAGCGCACUUUAAAUCGUCGCGUCGGCCCCUUGGGCUUUACGUCGCUGCCAGUAUGAUUUCAAUUGCCAUGUGGGGAGUGUCGCUCUUAUAUGUAUCGAGAGAAGAUAUGUCGAAGCGAUAUGCAUUAUGGUACUUGAGUAUCGGUAUGGAGUUGGUGAUACACAUCAUGCAACAAAGCAACAGUCGUGUUUCUUUGGCUGCUAGUCAUUUAGGCGAGCGUUUCGGUUUAUUUACUCUAAUCAUCUUGGGUGAAAAUUGUAUGGGAUUUAUUCAAAUGGUGUCGGAGGCUGAUCCCACUCCAAGUGUCAUUGCCUGUAAUGUGUUUGGUGUCACCAUCAUUUUCUGUUACUUCUUUAUGUAUUUUGACGAUUUCAGCGGUGAAUGUAUGGCUACAACAAAACUCAGUCAACUCUGGAUGUAUCUCCAUUUCCCUUUACACUUAUUCCAGGUCGCAUUUGGUAUUGCAUUAACAGAUGUUAUUACAAAUCAUGGUGCCAAGGAAGAUACGGCAAGCUUCCUAUCCGAAACAUUUGAGCAAUGCGCUGCUGCUGCCUCUUCUCUGGGUCAUACCGCUGAAGCAACUGCAGCUGAACAUGGGACCACAGAACACGCUGCUGCUGCUGCCACUAAUACUACAUCUGUAAUCACCUCUCAUUAUACCAUGUUUAGUGUAGAGGCUGGUCAUGACAGUGCACUUAACUGUGACCCCUUAUUUACAAUCAAGGCAUUUUGGAUUACAGCUGGCUUAAUUCUGUGCUUUAAUGCAUUUAUUAAAUGGGUCAAUACACCUGUCAAAGGAGCUCAUUAUAAAUCUCACAUCAUUUGUGUAUCUCGAAUCAUUAAUGCUAUUGUAUUUUUUGCACUUUCUGUGACCACUUAUGCCCACAUGGAUGGCCUUGCUAUGGUAUCAGUCAUGAUGGCUUGUUUAUUAUUCCAAUCUGCUGUUGAUUUAUUAGAUUAAAAAUUCACAUUCUGUCAGAUUAAAGUUUUACCGUGGCCCAAUUUUUAUAAUUUGUUUGAAAAAGUAAUACAAAAAUAUAAUCGCUUCAUGUAGUCCUAGCUAAAUCACUAAAGAUCAAACCGUCAUCGGACAGAACAAUAAAGAAGUUUUUAAAGUCAUUUGACAUUUCAGCGAGACAGAGGUGUGGAAUAAAUAAGACAGUGAUAGGCUUAAAAUGCUUACAGUGAUAGACACAUACUAGCAAUGCUCGCACAAAGACCGUCA